Molecule: messenger RNA, 1954 nt
Organism: Mangifera indica (mango)
Lineage: Eukaryota; Viridiplantae; Streptophyta; Magnoliopsida; Sapindales; Anacardiaceae
Product: laccase-15-like
Exons: 6
Coding region: 39-1739 (566 amino acids)
Biological process (GO): lignin catabolic process
Cellular component (GO): apoplast
Molecular function (GO): hydroquinone:oxygen oxidoreductase activity; copper ion binding
Source: RefSeq, a predicted model, not a curated record
CUUCUUAUCUUCAUAUCGAGUUGUAGUAAUUUUGUGAUAUGCUCUCAAUCAUGAAACUUUCAGUCUUCCAAAUCUUCGUAUUUCUAUUAUUUAGCAGCUUCCUUUGUUGUCAAGCUGUGGUUCGUCACACUUUCAUUGUUCAAGAUACUGAAUACACAAAGCUUUGCAGCACAAAGACGAUUUUAACAGUGAAUGGACAAUUCCCUGGACCAACUCUUUAUGUCAACAAGGGAGACACAAUUAUUGUGGAUGUUUACAACAAGGCACACUAUAACAUCACAAUUCACUGGCAUGGAGUGAAACAACCAAGAUAUCCCUGGUCUGAUGGCCCCGAGUUCAUCACACAAUGCCCUAUUCGACCAGGACAAAAAUUUAGCCAAAAAAUUAUAUUUUCCACUGAAGAAGGAACCCUGUGGUGGCAUGCUCACAGCGAUUGGUCUAGAGCGACCGUUCAUGGAGCCAUUGUUGUUUAUCCAAAGAACAAAAAUUAUCCUUUUCCCAAGCCUCAUGCUGAUAUCCCAAUUGUAUUUAGUGAGUGGUGGAAGCAAGACAUCGUAGAGGUUUACAAUGAAUUUCUUCAUUCAGGAACUGAUCCCAAUAUUUCUGAUGCUUACACCAUUAAUGGUCAGCCAGGUGAUCUGUAUCCUUGUUCAAAAUCAGAGACGUUCAAGUUAAUGGUGGAUUAUGGCAAAACUUACCUCCUUCGCCUAGUCAAUGCGGCAAUUGGGGACAUUCUAUUCUUCGCCAUUAAGAAUCACCAACUCAUAGUUGUGGGAACAGACGCCAGCUACACAAAACCAUUAAAAGUUGAUUAUAUCACAAUCUCACCUGGCCAAACCAUCGACGUUUUGCUCGAAGCAAACCAACCACUCGACCACUAUUACAUGGCUGCCAGAGUGUACUCCAGCGCCGUUGGAGUUGCAUACGAUAAUACAACCACUACGGCCAUUUUACAGUAUAAUGGAAAGUACGCUCCCUCAUCGCCGUCUCCUUUACCAUAUCUCCCUUAUUAUAACGACACAAAUGCGUCGGUUAAUUUCACAGGGAGGCUGAAAUCCUUAGCCGAUGCAAAUCAUCCCAUUUCUGUCCCAUUAAACGUGAGCACCAAUUUAUUUUUCACAGUUUCUGUUAACACGUUGCCGUGUAUCCCAGGCAAUGCGUGCGAGGGGGAAAAUGGAACGAGACUCUCCGCUAGUGUUAAUAACAUAAGCUUUGUGUCACCUUCCAUUGACAUUUUAAAGGCUUAUUAUCUGAACAUUAGCCAUGUUUACAGCGACAAAUUCCCUAGCGAACCGCCCCUCUUUUUCGAUUUCACUGCGGAUUCAUUUCCUUCAUAUUUGGAGACUCCCAAACAAGCGACGAAAGUGAAAGUUCUUGACUAUAACACGACGGUGGAGCUUGUCUUCCAAGGCACAAAUUUACUUGCAGGGACAGAACAUCCCAUGCAUUUACAUGGAUAUAGUUUCUACGUGGUGGGGUGGGGAUUUGGGAACUUUGACAAAGAAAAAGAUCCUUUGAAAUAUAAUCUCGUGGACCCUCCUCUCCAAAACACCAUUGCUGUCCCCAAGAAUGGCUGGACCGCCAUUAGAUUCAAAGCAACUAACCCUGGAGUGUGGUUCAUGCACUGCCAUUUAGAGCGUCAUUUUACAUGGGGAAUGGAGAUGGUAUUUAUUGUCAAAAAUGGUAAGGGCCCAAAUGCAAAAAUAUUGCCUCCACCACCCGAUAUGCCACCGUGUUAAAUUAAAAUAUAGCAAAUGCUUCAACAAACUGAUUUAUUGGUUGUUAUUUUUAGCUUUAUUAUUCUAAUUUCUGGAAUUGUUGAAUGUAAUAAUUGUUCAUCGUCAAUUUUUUUAAAACACUUAUUUGAAUGGUCGGUUGGGCCACUAGUCAAGGUAUUGGUUUGUAAUAUUUAAUAAAACUACAUACACCAAUAAUAUAGAUAAAUUUAUAUACA